Messenger RNA from Psilocybe cubensis, 1275 nucleotides. RefSeq lists its product as uncharacterized. The transcript has 2 exons. Bases 1 to 1275 code for a protein of 424 amino acids. The record is from RefSeq and is a predicted model, not a curated record. Lineage: Eukaryota; Fungi; Basidiomycota; Agaricomycetes; Agaricales; Agrocybaceae.
AUGUCUUCAAAUAUUAGCAACUCUAAGGAAAGCAAACGCACAGCAAGGACGGAUGACCUGGCUCCGCCGCCAAUGCCAGUCAUUCCAGAUAACCUGGCUCCACCCCCUAUGCCUGUUAUUCCAGAUAACCUGGCUCCUCCCCCUAUGCCAGUCAUUUCAUCUAACCUGGCUCCGCCCCCUAUGCCAGUCAUCCGGAAAGACCUGGCUCCGCCGCCAAUGCCAGUAAUUCCAGCUAACCUGGCUCCACCCCCUAUGCCUGUCAUUCCAGCUAACCUGGCUCCGCCGCCAAUGCCAGUAAUUCCAGCUAACCUGGCUCCGCCGCCAAUGCCAGUAAUUCCAGCUAACCUGGCUCCACCCCCUAUGCCUGUCAUUCCAGCUAACCUGGCUCCGCCGCCAAUGCCAGUAAUUCCAGCUAACCUGGCUCCACCCCCUAUGCCUGUCAUUCCAGCUAACCUGGCUCCACCCCCUAUGCCAGUCAUUCCAGCUAACCUGGCUCCACCCCCUAUGCCAGUCAUCCGGAACGACACGGCUCCGCCGCCAAUGCCUGUCAUCCGGAACGACACAGCUCCGCCGCCAAUGCCUGUCAUCCAGAACGACACGGCUCCGCCGCCAAUGCCUGUCAUCCGGAACGACACGGCUCCGCCGCCAAUGCCAAUCAUUCCAGAUAACCUAGCUCCUCCCCCUAUGCCUGUCAUUCCACCUACCCUGGCUCCUCCCCCUAUGCCUGUUAUUCCAGAUACCCUGGAUCCUCCACCUAUGCCUGUCAUCCGGGAUGAUGUGGCUCCGCCGUUGAUGGCAGCACAUGUUUCAUACACGUCUGUCAUCGACAAAAUCAUUAUGGACUCUCGUCCAGCUAUUUCCUCUGAGAGGAAGCAAGGUCGCUAUUCUCCACCCCCUGAAGCAUGCCACCUGCUCCUUCAAAACCCUUAUUUUCGAACCUACGGCAGGUUUGAUCCCAUGGGCGGCUACCCCGGUUCGCCUCCCACCCAGUCUGACAUUGAGUUCGAGGAUGUGACAGAUCAGACGGCAUAUUUUAACCCUCCUUUUCUAUAUAAUUAUACCGAGCAGCAGCUACGGGCAACAUACGACCAAAUAAUUGACAGUUCCGUCGGCGACAAUAGUUAUGACAGCAAGGUCACAACGUUUAAGAACCUCCGCCUGCAUCAGCUGCAGUCAGAAAUUCUGACUUAUAAUGCGCUGGAGGAAAUUGACGCUGGGCUGGCAGGGAUUGAAUCGAGUUUGGAAAAGCAUUUGUAUACCGGUAGAGAUGAAUAA